CUAGAAUAAAACUGUUUCCGCGGCGCGUUCCGCUUCUCAGGAGGAUGGUGCGCGGUUCUGAGUUGUGCUGCACUUUUAUUUCUUUUUUAUCGCGACGCGUUUCGACUUAAACUUGGCUAUAAAAGUGCAAAAAACGCCCUGCGCGCGAGGCAGGAAGAGCUCCAGUGCGAAUAAAACGCUUGAAUAGAACAAGAUUACAGUUCAACCGGAAACGCAGAACGACCUGAGGAGAUGAAUAUUAUAACACUGUAAACAAUCUCGUGUGUCUCUCUGUCAUGGACGGCUCGACCCCUGAGUUUGACAUGUAUGGGGCGAUGGAGUGGAAGGACGGCGUGGGAACCCUCCCUGGCAGCCAGCUCAAGUUUCGUGUAAACGAAUUCGGGGUGCUGGAGGUCAUAACAGACGUGGGAGAAGAGGAAGGGGUCAAGAAGGCUCAUGCUACCACCACAUGGAGUGUCCCUACAGCACAGGAGGCUCUGUCGGUUGAGGUGCACUGUGGUCGUGUGAGUGUCUGCAGUAACAGGAAGGACUCUGCUACCCACUUCCUGCCUGAUGGACAUCACUGCACCAACGGCUGCCUCCACCCAGAGCAACAGGAAAAGAGUAAGUCUGUGAAAGAAGAUUCCAGGAUGAACGGUGAGGUCACUCGGGUCAGCAGGAGGAGACCACACCCAGCCAAGAGAGCGGAGGAAGAGCUAGACGAAAUGACGGAGGUGGUGGAGGAGGACAAUGAAGACAACGAAGAGAAAGAUGGCCGCCGGCUGGUUCGAGGAGGUCCCCGGGGCCGCAGGAAGCGCCGGGGAGACGCAGCUUUGCUCAGACAGCCGGUUUCGUACGGAGGGAGGAAGAAAUCAUGGUGCUGGGCUUCGUAUCUGGAGCAGGAGAAAGCCCUCGCCGCUCCCAGCAAACUGUUUAAAGAGCACCAGUCCUUCCCUCAGAGUAAGAGCGGGUUCAGAGUGGGUAUGAGGCUGGAGGGCAUCGACCCCCUACACCCCUCCAUGUACUGCGUUCUCUCCGUCGCCGAGGUAUCCGGGUACAGAAUGCGACUGCACUUCGAUGGUUACUCGGACUGCUAUGACUUCUGGGUGAACUGUGACUCUACCGAUACUCACCCUGUGGGCUGGUGUGAGAAAACCGGCCACAAGCUGCAUCCGCCUAAAGGGAUGAAGAGUGAGGCGUUCAGCUGGUGUUCGUAUCUAAAGACGAAUAAACUGCAGGCAGCACCCAAAUCUCUGUUCCACAACCACAACGCUACAGUCACUCCUUUAGGCUUCAGGGUGGGGAUGAAGCUGGAGGCGGUGGAUAAGAAGAAGCCUUCACUGGUUCGCGUCUCCACCGUUAGGGACAUGGUGGAGAGCCGCCUGCUCGUGCACUUCGACAGCUGGGACGAGAGCUACGACUACUGGUGUGAUGUGAUGAGUCCGUAUAUCCAUCCAGUUGGCUGGUGUCGGGAGAACAGCAGAACCCUGACCACGCCUCCAGGUUACGCUGAUGCUGAGAACUUCUCCUGGGAGAGGUACCUGGAGGAGACGAGCUCAUUUCCCGCACCUGCCAGGUCCUUCAAAGCGAAGCCUCCUCACAGUUUCCAGGUGAACAUGAAGCUGGAGGCGGUGGACGUGAGGAACCCUGUGAUGGUGAGGGUGGCUACAGUGGUGGAUCGAGACGAGCACAGAGUGAAGAUCCAUUUCGAUGGCUGGACGGAAGAGUACGAUUACUGGCUGGACGCAGACAGCCCCGACAUCCAUCCCGCGGGGUGGUGCGCCAAAACCGGACACGCCCUACAGCCGCCAAUCAGUCUGGAGGACACGAGUGAAUCAGAGCAAGGCGGAUGUCCUACACCCGGCUGCAGGGGGAUCGGACACAUCAAAGGAGCCCGUUAUUCUGGACACCACAGUGCCAUGGGCUGUCCGUACUCCGAGAUCAACAUGAAGAAGGACUCGGUCUUGCCGGACCGGCUGAGCGGGGAGAUGCCGGGUUCUGGAGUGGGCCGACCACGUCGGGUGGAGCAGAGCCCCGAUAGGGCUGCACACAGUCUCGACAAACCUGUCCGUCACCUGGACAAGGCCGACACGGCAACCAUCGCCAUGGAAAUGCCGCAUCAGAAGCCGGUCGGUACGGAGUCCAAGCGAAGGGUUGGGCGGCCGUGUAAGGUGAAAAGAGUGGAGGAGCCGCCACAGGAAGAGGAAGUGGAGAGCGAGGAGUCGUCUAUCGCGGAGUCAAAAGAGCUGACUUUGCAGCAGGUGCUGCAUCAGUCUGUAUUCAUGCCAUGCUCCGCCCCUUCUCCCAGCAUGCCUCACUGCUGGGACCAACACAGUAAACUCCUUCCAUCAGUGGCGGGCAUCACGGCCAGCAGAGUGGCCACCUGGAGUGUGGAGCAGGUGACCGAGUUCAUCCAGGGCCUCCCGGGAUGUAAGGAGCAAGUACACACGUUCAAGGAGGAGCAAAUCGACGGCGAGGCGUUCCUGCUGCUCACCCAGACCGACUUGGUGAAGAUCCUGAGCAUGAAGCUCGGCCCAGCUCUGAAGAUCUUCAACUCCAUCCUGAUGUUCAAGACGGCCGAGAAGUCCGCCUGCAACGAACUCUGA
This is a messenger RNA of Ictalurus punctatus (channel catfish), 2585 nucleotides long. It is a transcript of the gene l3mbtl3, whose product is annotated as L3MBTL histone methyl-lysine binding protein 3. Gene Ontology annotation, cellular component: nucleus. Bases 276 to 2585 code for a protein of 769 amino acids. Gene Ontology annotation, molecular function: zinc ion binding; protein binding. NCBI's taxonomy places the organism in Eukaryota, Metazoa, Chordata, Actinopteri, Siluriformes, Ictaluridae. The transcript is spliced from 22 exons. The record is from RefSeq and is a predicted model, not a curated record. Gene Ontology annotation, biological process: regulation of DNA-templated transcription.